UCUCUCUACCCCUCCCUGUGUCGCAGAGGCUGAUAGCACUUCGGCGCUCUUCGUCCUCCACUUGUCGAACACCCACAGGUGCAGGCUGCAGCGAUCCUUGUGGGCUCCAACCAGAGAGAGGGGGAGGGAAGAGGAGGGAUAGAGAGAGGGAGCGAUGCAUUCGAGCUCAUCCAUAGAGCUAUGUUGAGAGCUUUCCAUAUAUAGAACGUGCCAUUCCUUUUUUGAGUUCUCAACUCCUCUGGACAAAAUAGGCCGAGUUCCUUGCAGGUAAAUUUGGGCAAAUGUAGACAAAAGUGCAGAGUCUUUUUUUCCUAAUCACAGAACAGAGCGAUUUCAUGAAUAUGUUAGCCUCUGGCUCUUUCUCUCCUAUCACAUUUUCUCUUGUCCCUCUCUCCUCUGCCUUAUCUGAUUUCAGUGUUCAUGGCCAAUGCUCCUCUAGACAUUGGAGCUCCUUCUUCGUGGUACGCUUUCUUCUUUGCGUUCCCACAUUUGGGUUCUCCUCAUUCUUCUCAUCUUUUAGUUUUUACAUGAGUGUUUUGAGUUUGGGCUUUUGGGUCUAGUGCAUUUUUUUUUUCUUCCGGCGACUAAUAGGCAGAUUGAGAGAUUUAGUAUUGUGUAUUUUGUGUGUGUAUGUGCGCGCGCGCGUGUUUGUUUGUUUUUUUUUCGUGCAUACCUGUUCCCCACCUCCUUCUUUCCCCCAUAUUUCUCGAGCUUCAGCUCAUUAUUUUUGUUAAUUUGGAAGAUAUUUCCCUAUUUUUUUCUCUUGUGGUUGUGCUUCUCUGAUUGUUUUUCCGAUGCCUUUAAAUUUCAGCUUUUGGGUUUUCAGAGAUUCUUUUUCUAUGUGAUGACAAAGUAGAUUCAAGAUUCGGAUAUAUAUUCUGUUUUAUCUAAUUGUUUAGGAGCUUUAGCUGAUGGGUUUUGUUGCUUUUGUAUUUUUGAACUUUAGCAUUGCAGAUUCAGAAGUAUAUGUAUUGUUCAUUCUCUAAUUUUACUUUUAAAAAAAAGAGUGUCUAAGCUUUAAGAAAUCUGGGCUUACACUUUUUGGGGAUUUUGUAUUCUGAUGCUGUUACAAUCAAACUCCAAAAUAACGCAACUGCAAAGGAGAUGAGUAAACCAAACGAAAAGAAACACAAGGCGAACACCAUGAUUUACUGUGUUCGUCUUUGAAGCCUACAUACAUGGGCAAGGGAGGAGAGAAAUUUUAUAAUGGAUCAAAUGAAGGCACAGCUAUUAUCAGAAUCUCACGAUGCUCAAACCCUAAUCCUAGACAUUCAUAAUCUCAUGUAGAUGAAAAAAUAAAUUGUCCAAACCCUACAAGCAUAUGUAUGACUUGCAAAUACGAAACAGAUUGCUGGCUAGAGUCGGGUCUGUUCCAACUCUGCAUAGCGACCUCAUAAUAGGUGACAUGCAAUGGGCAGUUUGCCUCAUGGGCUCCACUUCGGCACCCCCCCCCCCCCCUCUCUCAGGAAGGGCCCGGUAUCAGUUGGCUUGAGGCAUAAGAAUUCAAGAUAUACUCAACAAAUGCAAUGGCAGCGCAGGGGAAGUGGUGAGGCUUCUGGUGACAAACCAGAAAAUGCACCAGAAGAUGGCAAUGAUCCUGUAGGAUAUACAACACUAGGUUCUCUGCUCUCUUCAUCUUUUUCUGCCCAAGAUUUGAGAUGUUUGGAUGUGGAAAAGGAGAGACAAGAUGUGUCUUCUCCUAGGGGAGUUUUAGAGGGAAUCUUGGAAUCUGAAAUGGAUUCUUCCAAAACCAAUUCAUUUGAAUCCGGAACUCAUUGCUCAACUUCAAGCUCACUUUCUCAUUGGCGUGGAUUCUUCAAUUUGUGGAAAAGAAAGUCAAUGAAACGGUUACCAACCUUCCCUCCUCUUGUGCCAAAGAUAUCAACACGAAAGAGCAGAAGUGCAAGAGAAAAAGCUUCUGCAGAGCUGAAUCAACCUGAGGAAGCAAAUUUUUGCUACUUCAAGUCAUCAUGGAAGAACUUCACACUCUCUGAUCUCCAAAAUGCAACAAACAAUUUCAGCCAAGAAAAUUUGAUUGGAAAGGGCGGUUAUGCUGAAGUUUACAAGGGGUGUCUUCAAAAUGGGCAGCUGGUAGCAAUUAAACGGCUAACCCGAGGAACACAAGAAGAGAGGAUAGCAUGCUUUUUAUCUGAAGUUGGCAUUAUAGCCCAUGUAAAUCAUCCUAACACUGCAAAGUUGAUUGGGUAUGGAGUUGAAGAAGGAGUGCACCUUGUCAUCCAAUUAUCUCCACGUGGGAGCUUAGCCUCCGUUCUUCAUGGUUCAAAAGAAAAACUAGAUUGGAGUAUUAGGUAUAAGAUUGCUUUAGGGACAGCUGAUGGCCUAAUGUAUCUUCAUGAGAAUUGUCAAAGGCGAAUUAUUCACAGAGAUAUCAAGGCUGAUAAUAUUCUACUGACAAAGGACUAUGAACCUCAGAUUUGCGAUUUUGGGCUCGCGAAGUGGCUGCCAAAACAAUGGACUCACCACAAUGUGUCAAAAUUUGAAGGAACAUUUGGUUAUUUUGCUCCUGAGUACUUCAUGCAUGGUAUAGUAGAUGAGAAAACUGAUGUUUAUGCUUUCGGGGUGCUUCUUUUGGAGCUUAUCACUGGACGCCGUGCUUUGGAUGAUUUACAGCAAAGCCUUGUUGUUUGGGCAAAGCCUUUGCUAGAUGACAACAAUAUUAGGGAGCUUGUUGAUCCUGCACUUGGUGAUGCAUAUGAUCCAGAAGAAAUGGAUCGUGUGGUCUUGACUGCAUCUUUGUGCAUCGAACAAUCUCCUAUUCUACGGCCUCGAAUGAGCCAGGUUGUCAUACUGUUGAGAGACGAUGGUAAUAACCACAAGUGCGCAACAGAUUGUCAGAAGCGGAGACUACGAAGGACAUACUCUGAAGAGCUGCUGGAUGCUGAAGAAUACAACUCAACAAGAUAUCUGAAAGAUCUUGCUCGGCAUAGGCAGUUUGUUUUGGGUUCUUGAGGGCAAUGAAUCAACCUUUGAACUAUGGUAAUUUUAGUACUUAGGCUUUCAAAACUCAUGGGCAGUUUGGAAGCCCCAUGGAAAUCAGCUCACUAAAAUUUGUUUUGCAUGGCAUUUGAAAGCUUCAGACAGACCAUCCUUUAAUAUCAAGCAUCCCAAAAGAGGAAAAAAAAGGGUUGACCAUGAUUACAUAGAACAGUAACCUUUUGUGGUUUACUUGAUAGCAUAAAGCCAUGAAAUAUGAGAUGGAUUUCUUCCAAAUGCCAUGUAAAACAAUACUUCAAUAAGUUGAUUUCCAAGGGACGCCCAAAAACCCUUAAUUUUUUCUCUUAAAUGUAAAUGUGGUUCAGAUUAUUUUUGACUUCUUCAGUUUUGAACUGGUUAUUCAUUCAUUCAUUUGAAAAAAAAAAUCGCAAAUUCAAGUUGCA
Molecule: messenger RNA, 3398 nt
Organism: Malania oleifera
Lineage: Eukaryota; Viridiplantae; Streptophyta; Magnoliopsida; Santalales; Ximeniaceae
Product: receptor-like cytosolic serine/threonine-protein kinase RBK2
Exons: 9
Coding region: 1411-2970 (519 amino acids)
Biological process (GO): protein phosphorylation
Molecular function (GO): ATP binding; protein kinase activity
Source: RefSeq, a predicted model, not a curated record